AUGCAUAUCUUAGUUGUCAACGACGACGGCCCGCCGUCCAACCAGUCCUCGCCGUACAUUCAUUCUUUCGUCCAAUCGUUGCAGUCUGCCGGGCACAUUGUGUCUGUAGUUCUCCCCCACCAGCAGCGAUCAUGGAUCGGUAAAGCUCACCUGAUCGGGGCCGCCGUGAAGCCAACCUACUUCCGUCCGGGUACCCUGCACAAAGACGAUGGAACCACACACGAAUUCCCUCAUGGCAUGAAUGAGGGCGACGAUGACAGCUACGAUGGAGAUGAAUGGAUUCUUGUGGAUUCUACACCGGCCAGCUGUGUCCAGAUCGGCCUGUACCACUACUUUCAAGACCGUGGCCCGAUUGACCUCGUGGUGUCCGGUCCGAACUACGGCCGGAACUCCACUGCUCUCUUCGCCCUGUCGAGUGGAACCAUUGGUGGUGCUAUGGAGGCGGCGGUUUGCGGUAAGCCCGCCAUCGCACUGUCAUAUGCCUUCAGCUCCAGAGACCAUGAUCCCGUUGUCAUCGCGGAGGCAUCGCGCCAUUCCGUUCGGUUAAUCGAGUACCUUCACAAGAACUGGGCUGACGGUGUGGACCUAUAUACCGUCAAUGUCCCGCUGGAGCCUGGUGUGAGUCAGAACAAGGUGCUGUACACCAACAUGCUCGAUAACCGCUGGUCAUCGGGCAGCUGUUUCCGCGCGGUCGACGCCUCGGCCUCAGCCAAUUCGCCUGAGAAGCAGGAGCACGAUGUGCGACACCAGACUGUGGGCUCGGGAGAGAAGUCGGCACCGGCUGUGGAUGGCACGACUCCGUUGAAGCGGUCUCGCAUUCAACACAAGCACUUCGAAUGGGCACCGAACUUCUCGGACGUGUAUAGAAGUGUGGAGGAGGGUGCUCCAGGAAACGACGGCUGGGCUGUCAAGGAGGGAAUGACCAGUGUUACGCCGCUUCGAGCCAAUUUCAUGCAUACACCUGGAAUUCAAGGAGAGAUUACGCUUUUAUGCAUCUCGCGCUCUGCUGUUUGCCCCUUCGACUGCUCUUUUUGCUACUUACUUUAUCUCGAUUCCAUCUCAUGUAGACCGGAUAAUAACACUGAGCCUACAUUUUAUUCUCUCGUCGACAGCGACGACUCCUAUGUCCAGAGUCUGAUGGAGCGGGCGCUCCAGCGUCGUCUUGGCAAUGGCCAAUGUCGUGCCAUCUCAUCUCUCUCCGACCUCCCCUCUCGCACUACACCUAUCUUCCAGUACCGUGAAUACGAGCGGCUGGACUUUGAGCACACCAUGAUGCACACCUCCACCUCUCUCGCCAACGCCUACAUCAUCCGCAAAGCCCUCAUCCGCAAACACUACCUGUCCAACACCGUCAUCAACUGGGUCACCAAACAUCCCGACAGCGUCCUGGGCAAGCACUUCAAGCCCGGCUUCGACUUCGAGCUCGACUACGCCGAGUUCCUCGACGACGCUCUCCUAGAGGCCUACGAGCUGCGCGAGAGCCUCGCAAAGAACGAAACCCUCCCCGACGAAGAGAAAGAAUGGUGGAUUCUCAAACCCGGCAUGAGCGACCGCGGCCAAGGCAUCCGCCUCUUCAACAGCGAAGAUGGCCUGCGCGAGAUCUUCGAAGAAUGGGAAGUGCCCGACUCCGACGAUGAAAGCGGCUCCGAGCGUCCUGAACCCGAAGACAACGAUGAAGACGACGACAACCACGGUGUCGUAACCUCCCAACUCCGCCAUUUCAUCGCCCAACCCUACAUCGACCCCCCACUCCUCAUCCCCUCCUCCCACAACCGCAAAUUUCACAUCCGCACCUACGUCCUCGCCGUUGGCUCCCUUAAGAUCUACGUCUUCAAGGAAAUGCUCGCCCUCUUCGCCGCCAAACCCUACUGCCCUCCCUUCGAAGACGAAGACGAAGUCACUGACCUCGCCCGCCACCUCACCAACACCUGUUUCCAGGAAAAUGGCCGUGCCAAUCCGGACAGCGUCCGCCGCUUCUGGAGCCUCGAGGACUACGUCCCCGGUCUCAGCGAUACAUGGAAACAGAAUGUAUUUGAUCAGAUUUGCGCCGUGUCAGGAGAGAUCUUUGAGGCUGCGGCUAGGGGCAUGAUGGUGCAUUUCCAGACUCUGCCGAAUGCGUUCGAACUCUUUGGCGUGGACUUUUUGGUCGAUAAGAAGGGUAAUGCCUGGUUGUUGGAAUUGAAUGCCUAUCCGGAUUUCGCCCAGACUGGCGAGGAUCUUAAGGAGUUGGUUGUUGGGAAGUUGUUUGAGGAGACAGUCGAUGUGGCUGUUAAGCCAUUCUUUGGGUUGCAAGAGGAUGGAGAGGAUAUGGGUAAGGGGACGGAGAUGUUGAAACUGGUUAGGGAUGUGGACUUGGGGAGGAAGGCUUGA
Molecule: messenger RNA, 2370 nt
Organism: Aspergillus niger
Lineage: Eukaryota; Fungi; Ascomycota; Eurotiomycetes; Eurotiales; Aspergillaceae
Exons: 5
Coding region: 1-2370 (789 amino acids)
Biological process (GO): protein modification process
Cellular component (GO): P-body
Molecular function (GO): hydrolase activity
Source: RefSeq, a predicted model, not a curated record